This is a messenger RNA of Hypanus sabinus (Atlantic stingray), 1263 nucleotides long. RefSeq names its product L-selectin-like. Gene Ontology annotation, biological process: response to cytokine; leukocyte tethering or rolling; heterophilic cell-cell adhesion. The transcript is spliced from 8 exons. The record is from RefSeq and is a predicted model, not a curated record. Gene Ontology annotation, molecular function: sialic acid binding; oligosaccharide binding. Bases 1 to 1263 code for a protein of 420 amino acids. Gene Ontology annotation, cellular component: external side of plasma membrane; membrane. NCBI's taxonomy places the organism in Eukaryota, Metazoa, Chordata, Chondrichthyes, Myliobatiformes, Dasyatidae.
AUGAGUAAAAGUGGGAAGCACCAUUUGAAUACAAACCAUAUAUCUGCAGGAAUCCCCAGAACUGAUUUCUGGAAACUAGUUCAGGCAUCACAAAGAACUAUAAUUUUCUUCACAGAGCUGGUAAUUUGGGAAGGAGUUGACGCUUGGAAAUAUAACUACUCAGAUACAAAUUUGACAUGGGAAGAUGCCAGGAAAUACUGCCAAAAAUCCUUCACUGACCUAGUUGCAAUUCAGAACCAAGAAGAAGUUAAUCAUCUAAAUCAGAUAUUACCAAGAAAUCCAACAUACUACUGGAUUGGAAUAAGGAAGAUUGCUGGUGUUUGGACCUGGGUUGGAACAAAUAAAUCACUCGACAAGAAAGCAGAAAACUGGGCGGAAGGAGAACCAACUUCUGGGGGAGAGGAUUGUGUGGAAAUCUAUAUAAAGAGACAGAAAGAAGCAGGAAAAUGGAACAAUCAUAGCUGCAACAAACUGAAAGCAGCAAUUUGCUAUUUAGCCUCAUGCAAGCCUAACUCCUGUAAUCAUCGAGGAGAAUGUGUGGAAACUGUCGGAGAUUACAAAUGCCUUUGCGAUGAGGGGUUCUAUGGUUCGCAGUGUGAAUCGGUUAAGCAAUGUGCCUCUUUGAGUGCUCCUGUCCAAGCAAAAAUGCUGUGCAGCCACCCUCUGGGAAACUUCAGCUUCAACUCCACGUGUGACUUCCACUGCAUGGCAGGGUUCACACUGCAAGGGUCACAGAGUCUCCAGUGCACGGCGGCAGGACAAUGGACAGCAGAGACACCCAGCUGUGAAGGUAAAGGGUUAAGUACGAUCCAUCAUCACUGUAAAGUGUGGAAAUCUGGAGAUUCUCGAGAAAGGAUACAUGAACUGCUCUCACCCCUUCAGAGAUUUCGGUUACAAAUUUCAAUCAGAUUUCUUUUUGUUUCAGCUGUAAAGUGUGGAAAUCUGGAGAUUCUCGAGAAAGGAUACAUGAACUGCUCUCACCCCUUCAGAGAUUUCGGUUACAAGUCAGUGUGUACGUUUAGCUGUGAUAAAGGAUUUCAUCUCGGUGGAUUAGACAGCAUUCAGUGUGGAACAUCUGGACAAUGGAAUGGGCAGAAACCCACCUGUGAAGUUUAUAUUUUUGACAAAAUCUGGGAACCACAAAAGGCCACAGUAGCAACUGUGGGAACAGCAUUUGCACUGCUGCUUCUGUCAUUUGUAGUUUGGGGUAUUAUACAUCGUUAUAGAAAAGCAAAACAAGAGAAAAAUCCACUUGCAAGGUAA